AUGUCUAAAAUACCCAAGAUGACCAAGUCAAUUAUUUUUGAAUUCUUAAUUAGCAAUACUCAAAUUAGCUUGGGUGACCUUUUCUUUGAUCAAUUAACAAUCGUAAGUUUCAACAAGAAUUAUUUGAACAAGAAAACCCAAGGAAUGUCUAAUAUCAUGUUAGGAGCCUGGAAAGAUCCUGUUGAGGACUGGCCCCAAUCUUGCACAGUCACACCUUGGCAUACGGACAGGGCUAGCGUAAAAACAGCCCUGCUAUGGGCCAGCUCUCAGAAGCACGAUGGAUCACGGGAAGGCCUUGAAGAUGAUGAUGAUGACUCUAGUGGAGAUGAGGUAGUUGUCGAUGACGACCCCACUGGAGAUGAGCUUCUGGUUGAUGACGCUUCCGGAGACGAGGAAGUUGCCUCUGAGGAUCCUGCUGGAGACGAGCUUGUUGUCGUUGAUGAACCCUCUGUAGAUGAGGUUGUGGUUGAUGAUGACCCCACUGGAGACGAUGAAGUUGACUCUGAGGCUCCUGCUGGAGACGAGUUAGUUGAAGACGAUGAUUCCAAUGGGAGCGAGGAAUUUGAACUCGUUGUGGUCGUUAUUGUUGAUCCCAAUGGGGAUGUCGUAUUUGACGUCGUGAUUGUUGUCUUUGUUGAUCCCAAUGGAGAUGAGGUAGUUGAAGACCUUGUGCUUGUAGCUGUAGACGAUGAAUCUGCAGCAUCGAAAACAGUUGACGAAGAAGUAGAAUCGGGAAGAAAGAUCGAUUCAGAAGGUGAAGGUGAGCUUUCUAAAGUAGAGGUUGGAGAUGAUGAAGAUGCUGAUCGAGUAUCCAGAACAGGUCUUGAUAGUGAUUCUGAUGAAGAGCUAUCAGGAAGCUCAAAGUCUGAUGACGGAAAAGAGCCUAUUGCGGAUGAACUAUCAGGAGGAGAGCUUGAGGAUGAUAAACUAUCAGGAAGAGAGCUUGAGGAUGAUGAACUAUUGGGAAGAGAGCUUGAGGAUGAUGAACUACUGGGAAGAGAGCUUGAGGAUGAUGAACUAUCAGGAAGAGAGCUUGAGGAUGAAGAGCUGUCACCAAGAGAGGUUGAGGACGAUGUCUUAUCAGGAAGAGAACUUGAAGAUGGUGAACUAUCAGGCAAAGAUCUUGAGGGUGAUGAUUGCAGAUCAACGGGACGAAAUGAUAUUGAUGACACAGGUGAAGAGGAAGGAGUCUCAGGAAGAAGGUUGUUUGAUGACGACGAAUCCUCAAGAAUGUUGCUAGAUAAUGUUGACGGAUCCGUCGAAGAAGUUGAUGGAUCAGGUUCUAUAGAGUUUGUAAGACUAGAAUUGGAACUAGACGAAUGA
This is a messenger RNA of Melampsora larici-populina 98AG31, 1323 nucleotides long. RefSeq lists its product as uncharacterized. The transcript has 5 exons. Lineage: Eukaryota; Fungi; Basidiomycota; Pucciniomycetes; Pucciniales; Melampsoraceae. Bases 1 to 1323 code for a protein of 440 amino acids. The record is from RefSeq and is a predicted model, not a curated record.